AUGGAGGAAGGUUCAGACAUUUUGAUACACACAUUUCCAGUUAUGUUGGUUUCUAUUUUAGGAUGUCUUUCUCUUCAUUUAGUCAAGUAUACUAAUGCACAUGAUGAAAGAACCUUAAAAGGUACUCGUUUCGCUUCUUGGAGUCGACCAGCAAUCAUGAAAGGUCCUCUAGGCAUUGUUUCAUGGACAGAAUUAUGUUUCUUAUUCAUGUUCACUGCCCUUCUCAUUUGGUCAAUCUCAUCUUAUACACAUGGCAUGUUCAAGAAUAUAACCAGACAAUCUGCAGCAAUGAUGGGAGUAGAAGUAUGGCAAGCUAAAUUAGAAAGUGUGGCUCUCAUGCUAGGCCUUGUAGGAAAUAUCUGUCUAGCCUUUCUCUUCUUUCCAGUAACCAGAGGAUCAUCCAUUUUGCGACUCUUCGGGCUCACAUCAGAGUCCAGUGUUAAGUAUCAUAUUUGGCUGGGGCAUGCUGUCAUGACUCUCUUCACUGCUCAUGGUUUAUGUUUCAUAAUCCUCUGGGCUGAUACUUAUCAGCUUUCAAAAAUGUUGCAAUGGCAUAAAGUUGGAAUUUCCAUUGUGGCUGGAGAAGUGGCUUUUCUUGCAGGAAUAACUAUGUGGUUGACAAGUUUCCCGCGAAUCAGAAGAAAGUUGUUUGAGCUUUUCUUCUAUACACAUCAUCUCUACAUUAUCUUCGUAGUAUUCUUUGUAUUUCAUGUUGGAUUAACUUACUCCUGCAUCACACUUCCUGGAUUUUACCUCUUCUUGGUUGACCGCUAUUUGAGAUUCUUACAAUCCCAACAACGUGUGUGCUUGGUUUCUGCAAGUAUUUUACCUUGCCAAGCAGUGGAGCUAAACUUCUCUAAAAGUCCAGGGCUAAGGUACAAUCCAACGAGUUCAGUUUUCAUAAAUGUGCCUAGUAUAUCAAAGCUGCAGUGGCAUCCAUUUACAGUGACUUCCAACAGUAACAUGGAACCUGAGAAACUCAGCAUUGUCAUAAAAAGUGAAGGGAAAUGGUCUCAAAAACUGUUUGAGAAGCUCUCAUCAACUACAGCAGGACACCAUCUUCAAGUUUCUCUUGAGGGGCCUUAUGGACCGGCUUCAACCCAAUUCUUGAGACAUGAUAUGCUAGUUAUGGUGAGUGGAGGAAGUGGCAUCACUCCUUUUAUAUCUAUCAUCAGAGAGCUUAUUUAUAUUGCUGGCUCAACAAGCUACAAGAUCCCAAAAGUUCUCCUUGUUGCUGCUUUCAAGAAAUCAGUGGAUCUCGCCAUGUUAGACGUUCUCCUUCCCCUUUCAGGAACCAACUAUGAUAUUUCGCGAAUGCAGCUACAAAUUGAAGCUUAUGUAACAAGUGAGAAAGAACCUUUAAAAGACAACCAGAAGUUCCUCAAAACACUAUGGCUUAAGCCCAAUGCUUCAGACAGAACAGUUUCCGCAGUGUUAGGCCAAAACAAUUGGCUUUGGCUUGGAGCUAUAAUCACAUCCUCCUUCAUCAUGUUUCUUCUGCUCAUUGGCAUUCUAAAUCGAUAUUACAUAUACCCUGUUGACCAUACCACCGAGAUGAUAUAUUCGUAUUCAGAAAGUGCAGCUCUUAGUAUGCUGUUAUUAUGUGUGGUUAUAGCUAUAACUGCAUCAGCUGCCUUUGUUUGGAACAAGAAACAGAAGGUUAAGGAAAUGGUGCAGAUUCAGAAUAAUGACAGGACAACACCGAUAACUUCUCCAGGUCCAGGCUCAUGGUUUCAGAACAUUGAUAUAGAGCUGGAAAGCCUACCCUUUCAAACGUUAACUCGAGCGACAAAAAUACACUAUGGUGAAAGGCCUAAUCUAAGAAAGAUCAUUAUGGAGUGUGAAGAAUCAAAUGUUGGAGUUUUUGUUAGUGGUCCAAGAAGAAUGAAGCAAGAAGUAGCAACAAUUUGUUCAUCAUGUGUGUCCAGUAACUUUCAUUUUGAAUCCAUCAGCUUUAGCUGGUAAUAGUUGUAACUAAUCUCUGCAUUACCAAUACUGACGUACAUAACUCUAACCAACAACCAAACGACACCGGAAUAUAAUGCUUCUUUGUACCCUAAAUUAUAUGGUUUUAU
Lycium ferocissimum is the source of this 2075-nucleotide messenger RNA. RefSeq names its product ferric reduction oxidase 2-like. Gene Ontology annotation, molecular function: oxidoreductase activity. The transcript is spliced from 8 exons. Lineage: Eukaryota; Viridiplantae; Streptophyta; Magnoliopsida; Solanales; Solanaceae. The coding region runs from base 1 to 1965 and encodes 654 amino acids. The record is from RefSeq and is a predicted model, not a curated record. Gene Ontology annotation, cellular component: plasma membrane.